AUGGCGGUUCCAGAGGAGGCUUAUACCUAUGCUGGAAGGCUUGAAACCUUCAAGGCUGUGCAUCAUCUCACAAAACGCCGCGCAUCAUCCACCAGGAAGAAGGGCGCGACAGCGGUAGAAUGGCCGCAUGCUUCCCCGGCGCCAGAAGAGCUCGCUCGUGCGGGGUUCUUCUUCAAGCCGUCCGCCGAUAGUCUCGACAACGCCAUGUGCUUCUGCUGCCAACGAAAUCUGGACGGAUGGGAGCCCAACGAUAAUCCGGCGGUCGAACAUUAUGCCCACGGCAAAGACUGUGCAUGGGCUGUUAAUUGCUAUUUUGGUCAAGGACUAGAUGAGGACCCGUUGGACGCAGAACUCCUGGCGAUGCGAAAAGCGACGUUUACAAGCAACUGGCCUCAUAAAGGGAAGCGUGGUUGGAAGUGCACGAUAAACAAACUUGCCGAAGCUGGGUGGUGCUACAAUCCAACACCAGAGUAUGACGAUUACACCACCUGCCUCUACUGCGGUUUGUCGCUUGAUGGUUGGGAGCCAAAGGAUGAUCCUUUAGAAGAGCAUCGGAGGCGAGCUGAAGGCUGCGAUUUCUUUAGACUUGCGGAUGAACAUGCGGCGACACGAAAACCCGCACGUUCGAAGAAGGCUCGAGGGUCCACUGCGUCGAAAGCAUCUAGACUCUCUGUCCAGUCUACCAUGACUGUAUCAGACACGCCUUCAUUCAUCUCUGCACUAGAAAUGCCGGCUGCCGAAGAUGAUAGCAUAAUGACCACCGAUACGGUGGCAACAACCACGUCUACCGCAGGAAAAGGGCGUAAAGGCGCUUCGAAAUCCAAACCGACAGCUAAGUCGACGCGUAAAAACACGCGUACAAAGAAGAAAGAGGUGGAAGACGCAGAGACGAGCGAAGAGCCAUCUCAGCCUCAAGAAAUACAAGGGGCAGACGCACCUCCGCCGAAACGAAACGCGCGGCGUAAACCAAGCCAGCAGGAUAUGUCGCAGUCAGAGGUGACCGUGUUGGACUGGCAGCCUAAACGAGUUACCCGCGGCAAAAAAGCGAACGCCAAAGAGGAAAAGAGAAUAAGUGAAGAUGCAAGCCAGCUUCACGACGACUUGCUUCCUGUCGUUGAGCCUUCGCAACUGGAGGAAAAGCCCGCUCGACCGAAGAGAGGAACCAAGCGAACCAGCGAUGGCAUUUCCAAGGUUGAUUCGUCCGUCAUCAUUGUGGAGAUGCCCCAGGUGCAGCAAGAACAGCCAAAGAAAGGCCGGCAGACGAAGGCGAAGAAAGGGAAGAAAGCAGCGGCUACUAUAGAGUCGGAGACGGAUGUACCACAGCCUGUACCUGCGGCCAAACCUACCCGUAAGAGAGCGAACACCAAGACACGCGCCGCGAAACCGAAAGAGCCGAAGCCGGAGCCGGAACUCGAGCAGGAACCUGAGUUGGAACCUGAGUUGGAACCUGAGUUGGAACCUGAGUUGGAACCUGAGUUGGAACCUGAGUUGGAACCUGACGUUUCCCCUGCGCCCGGCAGCAGCGGCGACGAGCGCAACAAGGAGAAUCGGCCGAGCAUGGGGCAGGUGUUGCGGCGGGUAAGAAAGGGGUUGAGCGAGGAGGAGAAGGGGAUGACGGUGGAGGAGUGGGUGGUGUGGAAUGCGGCGAGGGGGGAGGAGAAGUUAAGGUGGGAGUGUGAGCGAUUGGUGGGGGUCUUUGAGAAGGAAGCGGGGAGGGCGGUGGAGGUGAUGGAGGGGAUGGAGACGGCGUGAGAAGAGAUUCACUGGAUUAGUGAUUGGAUUUCGAUUUGGAAGGAUAUCGUCAUGACUGGGCAGAAGGGCGUUGGUUAGUGGCGUUUGUUGGUUAAUGGUGGGUCCCGAGGGAAAGGGGCAGUCCCCUUAGAUGGGGAAAUCCCGUUUGUGUGAAUGUUUUGGUCGGUCAUAGGCACGUUUAAAGGCGUUUUAUAGGUUUCUUUAACGUCUCAUUGAAUGCAAACUUGCUCUUCCAAUCAUUCUUCCGAUUGUGUCAAUUUGUUGAGUCACAGUUCGUCAGCGCCAAUCUCAUUCCAUCAUCAACUGGCCACGCAAACGGAGGUUCUGCGAUGGCAUAAGUAUCGCCCCAACUGCAUGCCACCGUACUAUCGCUGUCCAUCGCCUCGGAAUAUUUCGCGUUGCAGAAUUCCGUUUCGCCAGUUCUCC
This is a messenger RNA of Eremomyces bilateralis CBS 781.70, 2178 nucleotides long. Its product is annotated as inhibitor of apoptosis repeat-containing protein. The record is from RefSeq and is a predicted model, not a curated record. NCBI's taxonomy places the organism in Eukaryota, Fungi, Ascomycota, Dothideomycetes, Eremomycetales, Eremomycetaceae. The transcript is spliced from 5 exons. The coding region runs from base 1 to 1752 and encodes 583 amino acids.